Messenger RNA from Sinocyclocheilus grahami, 1519 nucleotides. RefSeq names its product endophilin-A1-like. Lineage: Eukaryota; Metazoa; Chordata; Actinopteri; Cypriniformes; Cyprinidae. Gene Ontology annotation, cellular component: cytoplasm; glutamatergic synapse; presynapse. The record is from RefSeq and is a predicted model, not a curated record. Gene Ontology annotation, biological process: synaptic vesicle uncoating. The transcript is spliced from 9 exons. Gene Ontology annotation, molecular function: protein binding. Bases 1 to 987 code for a protein of 328 amino acids.
AUGGGGGAUAAAGUCAGUGAGAAGGUCGGAGGAGCUGAAGGCACCAAACUGGACGAUGAUUUCAAAGAAAUGGAAAAGAAAGUGGACGUUACGAGCAGAGCGGUGCUCGACAUCAUGAUCAAAACCACAGAAUACCUGCAGCCAAACCCUGCGUCCAGGGCUCGUCUAAGCAUGAUCAACACCAUGUCUAAGAUCCGGGGUCAGGAGAAGGGUCCGGGUUACCCUCAGGCUGAGACGGUGCUGGCAGACGCCAUGCUGAAGUUCGGCCGUGAACUCGGAGAAGAGUCCUGCUUUGGUCUGGCUCUGCUGGACGCUGGUGAAUCCAUGCAUGAGCUCGGCGAGGUGAAAGACGCUUUAGAUAUAACCGUCAAACAGAACUUCAUAGACCCGCUGCAGAACCUGCACGACAAAGAUCUCCGAGAGAUUCAGCAUCAUCUGAAGAAGAUGGAAGGCCGCCGUCUGGACUUUGAUUAUAAGAAGAAGCGUCAGGGGAAAGUGAUGGACGACGAGCUCAAACAAGCGCUGGAGAAAUUUGACGAGUCUAAGGAGAUCGCGGAGCAGAGCAUGUUUAACCUGCUGGAGAACGACGUACGGCGUUGUAUUAACUACCACUCAUACUUCAAAAGUUGUGUGUGUCAGCAGCUCUCCAGCAAGAUAGAAGACAGGAUAAAGGAGAUGUCCAACAAACCCCGGAAGGAGUACAUCCCCAAACCCCGCAUGGAGCUUCAACUGCCCAGUGAGAAUCACGACGGAGGAAUAAACUCUGCAAAAUCUCCUGCACGCUCACCAGCUCCGUUGGAUCAGCCGUGCUGUCGCGCGCUGUAUGACUUCAAGCCGGAGAACGAGGGCGAGCUUGGCUUCAAGGAGGGAGACAUCAUCACUCUGACCAAUCAGAUUGACGACAACUGGUACGAGGGCAUGAUCCACGGCCAAUCAGGGUUCUUCCCCAUCAACUAUGUGGACAUCCUAGUGCCUCUGCCUCACUAGGCUCCUGCCUAGCAACCCAACAGCCGCCUUUAUCGUGCAUCUGUGCUACAGCUUCACUUCCUGUUCCUGUCGAUCAGUGACUCGGAGGAUUAUGAUGAUGUUGAGGAGGAUUAUAGACAUUACGGAGUCCCGUCUGAGUGGAGAAACAGUUCAAGUGCUCAGUGUGUGUGAGUGUUUGCGAUCCUGGACGUUUAUAUUGUUUUUCUUGUGUUUCAGAUGAUUUAUUUGUACUUGAUUGACGUAAGGGAACGAGCGCUUCACUCUUCUGAUAAACCUCACUUAGUCCAGCUCUAUCCCAGCAUGCUUAUAGGAAAGUUCAGGAUCUCCAGAUGUGUGUUUGAUUGCGCUGCUGCUCUCUCUUCGUCACACACGUUAAAUCUUUUUCUCCUUGCUAAGCAGCGAACAACAAGAUGCUGUUGUGAUUGGUUAAUUUUAUUGCUUGCUGAUGCAUUUUGGCUUUGGCUCAGAACAGAAAUGUUGCUCCUGUGCUGCAAAAGUUAUGUUUUUUCCUCAGUAUUUUUGUAUUGUUUCC